CAAACGAAGCAACCAAACAAAUUAAAUAAUAAAUUAAAGAAAAUAACAGAAUCAAAAUCCAUGCCCACCAUGAAAUUAUCAUUGGUUUUGGUUCUUUUAUUUGCUUGCAGCACCGUCUCCUUCCAGGGAGUUCUUGCUGAUAUUAUCUGUGAGAAUUUGCCCACAAACGUUUGUGCAUUUUCAGUCUCAUCCUUUGGAAAGAGAUGCGUGUUAGAGAACUCGAUAAAAGAUGGCCAUAAGGUGGAGUAUCAGUGUAAGACGACGUCAGAGGUGUUGGUCGGAAGUAACACCGGAGAAUACAUAGAGACGGACAAGUGCGUGAGCGCAUGCGGCGUUGAUCGGAAAUCUGUUGGCUUUUCAUCGGAUCCCUUGCUCGAGCCGACCUUCAUUGCCAAGCUUUGUUCCCCUGAUUGUUACCAUAACUGCCCCAACAUUGUCAACCUCUACUUCAACUUGGCGGCCGGGGAAGGAGCGUAUUUGCCCGACCUGUGCCAGAGGCAACAGGCGAGCCUCCGUCGUGACAUGGCUCAGCUCCAAAGCGACGAUGACAGCAGUGAUGUCGCCCCGGCUCCUGGUCCUAGUCCUCCUCGUCGUGAUAUGAUUGAACUCGAAAGUGAUGAUAGUGUUGAUGAUGUUCCUGUUGCUGCUGAUGAUGCUCCUGUUGUUGCUGCUGCUGAUGAUGCUCCUGUUGCUGUUGCUGCUGAUAAUGAAAUUUUACCUGCCAAUAAUGUUGAUAUCGUAGCUGUGGAGGUUGUUGGUGCUCCUGGUGCUGCUGAUGCUCCUAUUGUAGCUGUCGGUGUCUUAACUGCCAAUGCUGUUGAUGAUCCUAUGGCUGCCGAUGUCUUAACUGUGGAUAAUGUUGUUGAUGCUCCCAUUGCUGCCGAUACCCAAACUGUGGGUAAUGUUGUUGAUGCUCCUGUUGCGGAUACGCCUACACAACUGGGAAGCGCUCGUCGUGAGCUUUCGAGGAGCAACGGUACUGCUCCUGCCCCUGCCCCUGCUGUUGAUGAUGGUGCUUCGACUAUCGAUACACCAGCACCAUCUCCCUCCUAUUUCUAAAGGGUAUAGAUUAUAUAGGGUGUACGACUUUAACUCAAUGGUUUAGUAGGCAGUAUAUAGGAGAAGAAACCAAGCUUCAAACUUUGGUGGUGGUAAUGUGGAAAUUAUGUUCAAAGUAGGUAAGUUCCUUAUGGGCAAAGACAUUUGGCCCAGUUGGCUAACUCUUCAUACUGAUUUACCUGACAAAUUAUUGUGUGAACCAUGGUCCACAUAGC
Messenger RNA from Ipomoea nil (Japanese morning glory), 1274 nucleotides. RefSeq lists its product as uncharacterized. The record is from RefSeq and is a predicted model, not a curated record. Lineage: Eukaryota; Viridiplantae; Streptophyta; Magnoliopsida; Solanales; Convolvulaceae. Bases 61 to 1059 code for a protein of 332 amino acids. The transcript has a single exon.